This is a messenger RNA of Styela clava, 1862 nucleotides long. RefSeq lists its product as uncharacterized. NCBI's taxonomy places the organism in Eukaryota, Metazoa, Chordata, Ascidiacea, Stolidobranchia, Styelidae. The record is from RefSeq and is a predicted model, not a curated record.
CCGCAGGAACUAAGUCUGGAUAUCCAGGUUCAAAUAUCUAGUUAAAAACAUCGGGCAAUUUAAUUAUAAAAUAAUAUUAUUGGCGGUGAGUACCGUCUGGAUUCGCCGAAUUAUAUACCUGAAAUAUCUUAAUAUUGAUAGUUAAUUAAUUAUAAGAAAAGCUGGUUGUGAGGUAUCUGGUUACAAAUCGGUUCAAGCAUGAAAACCUACAACUCAUCUCGUACAUAUACCAAACGACUAUGUAUAUAUUUAUAUAUAGUACUGAAUAUCAGUGAAUAGUAAUAUUUGGUAAUUCUAACAAAAACAUAAGGAUAAUAAUCAGCACUUAGGUUAAAAUCUCCUGGAUUUAAGUUAUGCGUGGUGUAGUAACAUUUAUUCGUUACAGAUAUUCGAUCACAUAAAUGAAGUAAUUUAUAAUGGUACUACAGUACUUGAGACCAUCAGAAAUAAGGUUCACUCAGGAUUCCAUUGCUGGAAGAUUUCAAGAUGGCGGGUUUCUGAAUAAUGCCAUAUAUAAUAUUCAAAAGGGGGUGUUGAGCCCCGAAGAUUUUCCACAUAUCAAUGUGGUGAGUAAAAAUGGAAAAUUAUAUAGUUUUGACAAUCGAAGACUAUAUAUUUUUCGUGUAUGUGAGUUUGAAGGAAUCAUAGACAAAAUACCGGUACAGAGGGUAGAAAGCUGGAGACUACGAGAGGAUAGAUUCACUACAGAGAAUGACGGGGUAACACUUUAUGUUAGGCAAGGUGGAACAAAACGACAUUACAGAAAACCCUGGUUGCAGGAGCUCGAUGACAGAGGAAACCGAAAUCUUCCGCCGAGCACGUCGAAUUAUGUUGUUAAUAACAACCAGAGUCCGACUACGUUUGGUAAUACAGAAUAUUUACAAAGUCAUAACACUGGAUACACAAAUCAUGAUUACAUUCCUUACCCAGAAGUUAAAACUUCUACUAAUGCUCCAACAGCACAGUCUUCCAAUUUGAAUGCAAGGACAAACACACAUUCAGACAUGGCAGUCCCGGAUACAUAUACCACUCGGAAGAUAUCGUCAAGAUCUUCAUCUUUGCGAUCUCAAUUAUCAAAGAUUCCUCCAAAACCAGUAACAUCAGGCCCAGUGAUUACUCCAGCACCAAAAGCACGCGAGAUAACCGCCCCUGCUACACGAACUGUGACUGAAUCAGUUGAUGGCUUCGAAGAGAAAAAGAAGAGCCGUUUACGGAGAUUCUUUGAAUGCCUAUGCUGUUGCCGUGUCCAGGAAUAAAAUCACAUCCAGCGUGAUUCCUUGUACAAAUACAAAUAUAUCUUUUUAGCAUGAUGUUGCAUUUACUUUAUUUCCUAUAGCACUAUGGAUAAUUACUGUCUAAGUAUAGUAUUUUGUUUAUUGGGAUAAAACUACCUUUAUUAUUUAUUCUUUCUUCAGUUUAAAAAGCACUAUUUUUUGACAUGGUUCGCAUCGUCGCUUUCAACAAAACACUAUACAAAAGUGUGCUUAGGCAAUAUCCAUGUGUGUUGUGCCAUAUCCAAUACCGAAGCACUUCUAAAUAUUUAAACAAAAAUUGUCAGAAACAAAGAACGAUAUAGAAUAUAUAAUAACGUAUAAGCGCUAUGCAUUUUAUUUACAUCCUGUAUAUUUGCAGCAUGGACAAUUUUUGCAUCAUUUUUUAUUUAAUUAUGUACACAAAAAUGAUUUAUUACGGGGUAUAAACAUGUGAAUCAUUUCAACGAUGGCAUGUAAUGUCUUAAAAACGUGAAAUUAUAAUAAUUGAUAUUUAUUGCUUUACUAUUCAUUUAAUUCUGCCAAAGCACUUCAAUUAUAUUCUUUAAUCAUAUUUAAGUCUUGUAUUUGCUUGACAUCGAUAAUGUUGAA